Messenger RNA from Xenopus tropicalis (tropical clawed frog), 2261 nucleotides. Its product is annotated as cholinesterase. Gene Ontology annotation, molecular function: cholinesterase activity; carboxylesterase activity. The record is from RefSeq and is a predicted model, not a curated record. Bases 110 to 1873 code for a protein of 587 amino acids. The transcript is spliced from 4 exons. NCBI's taxonomy places the organism in Eukaryota, Metazoa, Chordata, Amphibia, Anura, Pipidae.
GCGGCAGCGCAGCAGGGAGCUACGGGGAUUACUGACCUGGGGAAACCCAGACACUUGGGAGGAAUCGGGGGCAGAGAAAGUCAACGGGAUUUUCUACAAUUUGAGGACAAUGAAGACCAUGUCGCUCAGUUGCUUCGCCGCAUUGUGUUUGCUUUUCGUGACCUGCAUUACUUCUGAGGAUCAAGUUAUCCUUACUAAACAUGGAAAGGUAAAAGGGGUGCAGAUACCAGUGCUCUCUGGUACCGUGACAGCUUUUCUUGGAAUUCCAUAUGCAGAGCCGCCAGUUGGGGAUUUAAGAUUUAAGAAGCCUAACCCUCCAAAGUCAUGGUCAGAUGUUCUGUAUGCUUCAAAAUAUGGAAAUUCUUGCUUUCAAAUUCCAGAUGAAACAUUUCCUGGUUUCUCGGGGGCUGAGAUGUGGAAUCCAAACACUGAAGUGAGUGAAGAUUGCCUGUACCUUAACGUAUGGGUCCCAGAUCCACAGCCAACAGGUGUAAGUGUCAUGGUGUGGAUAUACGGUGGUGGCUUUGUAACUGGGACAUCUUCUCUCGAUGUUUAUGAUGGCAAGUUCCUGGCAGCAGUUGAACAGGUCAUUGUGGUUUCAAUGAACUACAGAUUAGGUGCAUUGGGCUUUUUAUCGAUUCCUGGGAAUGCUGAUGCCCCUGGAAACGUUGGCCUCUUUGAUCAGCGAUUGGCUCUGGAGUGGAUCUAUGAAAACAUUGCAACGUUCGGCGGGAAUCCUCAAAGCAUAACUAUUUUUGGAGAAAGCGCUGGAGCAGCCUCAGUCAGUUAUCAUUUGCUUUCUCCAAAAAGCCACCCAUAUUUUACAAGAGCCAUAAUGCAAAGUGGGUCGGCGAAUGCUCCUUGGGGGGCUAUAAAUAAAACAGAAGCCAGGCACAGAGCUUUGAUAUUAGCCAAUCAGCUGGGUUGUUCUUACGAGACUGAUAACAAAAUCAUCGCCUGCCUCCGAGGUAAGACUCCCAAAGAGAUUUCUGACAAAGCUGAUUAUGUUAUUCCGCCCGGUGACAGAGCAAUCAUAGAAAUGACUUUUCCUCCUUCCGUCGAUGGAGAUUUUCUUACAGAAAUGCCGGAGCAAUUGUUGCAACUUGGCCAACUGAAAAAGAACACACAGAUUUUAACCGGCGUCAAUAAGGACGAGGGGUCGUAUUUCCUUGUAUAUGGAAUGCCGGGAUUCAGUAAAGAUCACGAUAGUUAUAUCAAUAGGACGCAGUUUGAAGAAAGUGUUAGGUUAUCAUUCCCAAAAGCAGCAGAACUUGCUGUAGAAUCCAUCCUUUUCUAUUACGCAGACUGGGAAGGUGUUCGGAAUCCGGCUCUUUAUCGAGACGCCAUGGAUGACGUUGUUGGAGAUUACAACUUUAUAUGUCCUCUUCUGGAAUUCACAAAGAGAGCUUCCCACCUCGGGGACAACGUUUACUUAUACUUCUUCCAACACAGAUCUUCCCAGUUGGCUUGGCCUGAAUGGAUGGGAGUCAUACACGGCUACGAGAUUGAGUUUGUUUUUGGGAAGCCACUGGACGAGAAACUUAAUUAUACCAAACAAGAAGAGACGCUGAGCCGUGCCGUAAUGAGACAGUGGGCUAAUUUUGCAAAAACAGGAAACCCAAAUGGGGCGGACCCUUUGCAAAACCAAUGGCCCGCCUUUACUCUCGAUGAACAACGUUACCUAAUGAUAGGGGCAGGGGACUCCCUGACGGGCCGGCAAAUGCGAAACAAACAGUGUCAAUUCUGGAAUGAAUUCUACCCCAAAGUCUUGCAAAUCACAGAUCCAGUUCCUUGCACGGCCAUUUGCAUCAUGGUUACCAGAAGUUUGCCCUUGGUUACCCUGAUACAUUUGUUGCUAAUGAAUGUGAAUUGACCACUCACCUACUUGUUGGAUGUUCUGUGGCACGGACGGGGCAGUCUCUGCUUAGCCUACUAUAAUGUCCAUGAAGACCUUCAGAGACAGAGUUGACAUUUUGCUGCACAGAACAUGGAAGCUCUACAGGACUUGGCUGGAAUAAGGGACUUGAAAGUUCAGACUAGAGGGAUAUUAACCAACAGAAUGAUAACACAAUGGUUUGAUGGGUUUAUCUACAUACUCUGAGUAUUUGGUACUAACAUAUAUACAGUAAUGUCAAAAAGUCAGCUAAAACAUACAAAUAUUUGAUCAAACAUUGUAUAAGGUUACAGAGUAUGAACAAAAACAAAGAGUUGCAAUCAUUUAAUUCAACAAAAAAAAAAUACUGUCUCCUUCUGAAAGCUCA